This is a messenger RNA of Lindgomyces ingoldianus, 889 nucleotides long. Its product is annotated as CKS-domain-containing protein. NCBI's taxonomy places the organism in Eukaryota, Fungi, Ascomycota, Dothideomycetes, Pleosporales, Lindgomycetaceae. Gene Ontology annotation, molecular function: cyclin-dependent protein serine/threonine kinase activator activity; ubiquitin binding; protein kinase binding. Gene Ontology annotation, cellular component: cyclin-dependent protein kinase holoenzyme complex; SCF ubiquitin ligase complex. Gene Ontology annotation, biological process: regulation of mitotic cell cycle. The record is from RefSeq and is a predicted model, not a curated record. Bases 221 to 571 code for a protein of 116 amino acids. The transcript has 4 exons.
ACUCCGCACUAUCAUUCUGCACUCACCUCUAUUUGCGAUCCUGCUUACACCCAUUGUCUCUCUAUUUACAUUCCCCGACUCUACAGUCCCCCAAUUCUGCCAGCCCACCACCCAUACUGAAUAUCUGCUGCCUGCCGGGCUCUUGCCCCACCACCAGCGGUUCGACAACCCCACGCCACGAGCACACGAGCAACUCUUGUGCCCUUACACCAGCCUCGCCAUGUCCAACUUGGACAUAGAUCACACCAGGCGCAACAAGAAACCGCGGCCGCUUUCAGAACUCGAGAAGGAGAAGCUCGACGAGUUUGUUGACGCGAUCCACUACUCAGCGAGGUACUCCGACAGCGAAUUUGAAUACCGCCAUGUGCAGCUUCCCAAGCAGAUGCUGAAGGCGAUACCCAAGGAGUACUUCGACGGAUCGAGGGGAACAUUGAAGUUGUUGUGGGAGGAGGAGUGGCGAGCAUUGGGCAUUACACAGAGUCUGGGUUGGGAACACUACGAAGUGCACGAACCGGAGCCCCAUAUUCUUCUAUUCAAGCGACCGAUAAACUACCAGCCACCCAUUCAUUGAUGCGACCCAUCCCUUCCUCCUACCCUCAACAUCUCUUCCCACUGCUCGGACACUAGCAUCGCUUCGGUGCGCCUCGGCUGGGUCGUGAAGUCGGUCGAAGCUUCCGCACAACAGUUCUUUCCGCCCCCCUUUGUUUAUUUCGAGCGAAUCCGGUUAGAUUCUGGUUACGAUGGUAUGAUCAUGGCAGAAUGAGCUAUUGUCGGAUAAGAUUUAAUGGCUGGAGCGUGUGGAUGACAAGACUUCGAACUGACGAUGACUAUCCACCUUUGUACAUAUGCUUGGUGAUAAAGGAUGAAAGUCUGUUGGAAUGCAAUGCAG